Messenger RNA from Mya arenaria, 3666 nucleotides. RefSeq names its product cell division cycle 5-like protein. Gene Ontology annotation, molecular function: RNA polymerase II transcription regulatory region sequence-specific DNA binding; DNA-binding transcription factor activity, RNA polymerase II-specific. The transcript is spliced from 19 exons. The record is from RefSeq and is a predicted model, not a curated record. Gene Ontology annotation, biological process: regulation of transcription by RNA polymerase II; mRNA splicing, via spliceosome. The coding region runs from base 91 to 2511 and encodes 806 amino acids. Gene Ontology annotation, cellular component: spliceosomal complex; Prp19 complex. Lineage: Eukaryota; Metazoa; Mollusca; Bivalvia; Myida; Myidae.
GCAUUACAGAAAUCAAAGCAACCAUCGUAGUGAAAACGCUUCUUUUCUUAAUCAUAUUUUUGCUUUUGAAAACACCAAAACGCUAGAAAGAUGCCGCGUAUUAUGAUUAAAGGGGGUGUGUGGAGAAAUACGGAAGAUGAGAUUCUGAAGGCAGCUGUGAUGAAAUAUGGCAAAAAUCAGUGGGCACGUAUCGCUUCUCUUCUUCACAGAAAGUCGGCCAAACAGUGCAAAGCCAGAUGGUAUGAGUGGCUUGACCCUAGCAUCAAGAAGACAGAAUGGAGUCGUGAGGAAGAGGAGAAACUGCUUCACCUGGCCAAGCUGAUGCCCACACAGUGGAGAACUAUCGCUCCCAUAGUUGGCCGCACCGCUGCACAGUGUCUAGAGCACUAUGAAUACUUGCUUGACAAAGCCCAGAACCGUGAUGAGAGUGAAGAUGACCCGCGUCGACUCAAGCCUGGAGAGAUCGACCCAAAUGCAGAGGCCAAGCCUGCCAAACCUGACCCCGUUGACAUGGAUGAAGAUGAACUGGAGAUGUUGUCUGAGGCGCGCGCAAGGCUGGCAAACACACAGGGUAAGAAAGCAAAGAGGAAAGCUCGGGAGAAACAGCUAGAGGAGGCUAGACGGCUCGCCGCGCUGCAGAAACGCAGAGAACUCAGAGCUGCUGGCAUAGAGAUCAAGAAGAAACAAAGAAGGAGGAGAGGGGUGGACUACAAUGCUGAAGUUCCAUUUGAGAAAAAACCUGCACCAGGAUUCCAUGACACCUCACAGGAGCAUUACGACCCACUGGACCCGAACUACAAGCGCCUUCGUCAGCAGGAUAUGGAUGGAGGGAGGAGGGACACAAAAGAAGAGCGUGAUAGGAGGAAGGACAAGGACAAGCAGAAGAAGAGGAAGGAGAGUGAUCUUCCCGGUCUUAUUGCUGGACAGAGCAACUUCCAAGAGCCUGUGAAGAAACGGAGUAAGCUUGUUUUGCCUGCACCCCAGAUUUCUGAGUCUGAACUGGAAGAGGUUGUAAAGGUGGGUUACGCGAGUGAGAAUGCCCGGGCCCAGGCAGAGGAAUCUGGAGCCCAGAAUGGGGCAACAGCCAGUCUGCUGCAGGACUAUAGUGUCACCCCAGGAUCCAAUGCCCUGCGAACCCCCCGUACACCCGCCCUGGCAUCAGAUGUCCUCAUGCAGGAAGCCCAAAACAUCAUGGCACUGACAAACGUGGACACGCCCCUGAAGGGGGGCCUGAAUGCUCCCCUACAUGAGUCAGACUUCAGUGGUGUCACCCCACAACAGAGAAUGAUGGCCACUCCCAACACUGUCCUGGGCACACCCUUCCGGACUCCGGGGCAAAUGGGCGAGGAGGGAGGAAUGACACCCCAUGGUAUGACCCCCCUGGUUGGACAGAAUGGUCAGCCUGGAUUGACCCCGGGCAGAACACCCAUGAGGGACAAACUUAACAUCAAUCAGAUGGAUGAUUUCGAGGGGGGCACGUUUGAACAGCAGGAUCCGCGUGACCAGUUACGUCGUGGAUUGGCGGGUCUGCCAACACCUAAGAAUGACUUUGAGAUUCUGGUUCCUGAGGAUAUGAACGAGGACGGAGAUGAGGCUGGGGACCAGCAUAGAUACAUCGAGGAUCAGGCGGAUAUAGACAACCGGUCUGAGGCUGACCGCAGGGCUAGAUUGGAGAAAGAGUUAAAGCUACAGUCGCACGCAGUCCAGAGAAGCCUGCCCAGACCGUACGAUGUGAAUGACCUUAUUCUGCGAGAUGUCAGCCCCCAGGACCCCCAACUUACCGAUCUACAGAAGGCCGAGGAGUUGAUUAAGCGUGAGAUGUUGAUUAUGCUGCACCAGGACUCGGCAUACAACCCCACCGAGGCCCAGCUGGGGGCGGGGCCUGCAGGGAAGAAGGCCCUUACCACUGGGAAGGGGGUGGCCAAUCAGGCAGCUCAUAUUUCGUACCUCAAGUAUCACCCAUAUGAAAAGGUGACUGAGGAUGAAAUUGAAAUGGCCCGACAGAUGCUGCAUGAGGAGAUGGAGGUGGUCAAGCGGGGGAUGGGCCAUGGUGACCUCUCUCUUGAGUCGUUCUCCCAGGUGUGGGACGAGUGCUACUCUCAGGUUCUCUUCCUGCCUAGCCAGAACCGAUACACACGUGCCAACCUCGCCAGCAAGAAGGACAGGAUAGAGUCUCUCGAGAAACGACUUGAGGGCAACAGGUCAUUCAUGACAAAAGAUUCAAAGAAAGCGGCAAAACUUGAAAAGAAACUGAAGAUUUUACUUGGAGGCUAUCAGUCUCGGAGCCAGGGUCUGUUGAAGCAGGUUACUGAGCUCCACGAGCAGCUGGAACAGACACACGUGGAGCUUACCACGUUUGAAAACCUCCGACAACAUGAGAUCGGCGCCAUACCUAAGAGAAUGGAGUCCCUGACAGAAGACGUGGUUAGACAGACAGAGAGGGAACGAGAGUUACAGAAGAGAUACAGUGAUCUGCAGUUCAGAAUGUCUUUGUUAAAUGCCACCAAAUGAUUGUUACUGAAAACUUUGAAUUUUGUACAUAGAAAAUUUUAUCAUCAUGGAUAUCAUGAACAUUUUGACUGUAUGCUGCACAAUGCAGUCAUUGGAUUCAAUGCAUGUGAUACUUCACUGUAUGUGACUAUGUCUGGAAAAGUGUAAAUACUUUUGAUUGUAGGAUACUGCUGUUUGCAAAGGGAAUUAACGUUUCAAGGUUUUGAAACAACUCCAGCAACUAACGUAAUUAACUUCAUCAUUUCCUUCUGAAUGAUUUAAGUUUUGGGAACAUCAAAAUACUGCCAGUACCUAUGUUGAGUAUGGUAUCUCGUAACCAACUGCUGAAUUUGAAUGAUUUGCCAGCCCAUAACAGGCACAACUACGAAUACCAACAUGACACUUCAAAUGCAACUUCCACCACUGUUUGAAAUAUUACUUUAAAUUUCUUUAUUUUUCAACAAUUGUGAAUCAAGUUAUUACACCAUUAUAAUAAUCUCUCUCAUUGGCACUUGGUUACAUGACAAUUUGGUCUUGUGUCAUGGGGAAAACUGGAGUACCCGCAGGAGACCCAUGUGUCUGGCUUGGUGAACCAAACUCACUGAAAUAUUGCGUGAAACUGCUUUAGUUCUGGAGGUAAGACAUGACCUUAUAAUCAUUGCAAUGCGAACAUGCUUUGUUUAACUGAUUAACAAGCAUGUUACACUUAUUUUAUUUGCAAACAGUAGUAUAAAUACAUUGUUCCAAGGGUGAGUUGCUGCCAUGGUGUUCCUGUCUGUCACUCGCCCACGAGGCCAUUUGUUGUAGCCUCUCCAGGGCCACUUUUUCAUGGCAAUUUCACAAAAAGACUCAAGUUAGAUCUAAACCUCAACUCUUUUUUUCCAUAUAACAUUAAAAGUUAUUUAAAAUAGUAUACAUAUUUUAUCUCUUAUUUUUUCUUUGAAUGUGUUAAUAAACACCUUUUGUUAAUAUUUCACAGAAAACUAAUUCUAGAGCUAAAAAUGUACUUGAAUAAUUACUCAAAUACAAAGAUAUGUACUCAAUUUUUCUUUCGAAUCUUGAGGUUUUGGAAUCAGCAUAAUCUAUGAGAGAAUGUCUUUUUUAAAAGAGUAAAAACAUGAACAAUUUUAAAUACUGGUAAAUGAUAUUAUGUGAUAAAAUGAGUUGAGACUGAGA